Tetrahymena thermophila SB210 is the source of this 561-nucleotide messenger RNA. Its product is annotated as double-strand recombination repair protein. The record is from RefSeq and is a predicted model, not a curated record. Gene Ontology annotation, cellular component: Swi5-Sfr1 complex. The transcript is spliced from 2 exons. NCBI's taxonomy places the organism in Eukaryota, Ciliophora, Oligohymenophorea, Hymenostomatida, Tetrahymenidae. Gene Ontology annotation, biological process: positive regulation of DNA-templated transcription; double-strand break repair via homologous recombination.
AUGAAAAAGCUUAACUAUCAAAAGAAAGAAAGUUAAAAUUUACCCAUAAAUCCUGAAUACCCUAUUAUUAUUGUUCCAACAAAUAUAGAGCCAGCAUUAAUUGCUACUAAUUUGACAGAACAGUAUGCAGAAUUAUAAAAAAAGGAAGAAAUAAGAAAAAAAAGGGAAGAAAUUGCUAAAUAGCCCAACAAGUUUUAAAGAAAGGAUUUUGUUGUUUAGAAAAAAAAAAUAAGAGUAGCUCCAGUGAUAGAUAGAAGUAAAGUAAUUGAUGAAUGCGUAAAAUUAGAAAGAGGUAUCCAGUAACUUGAAAAAGAAAUACAAGAUUUAUAAAAGGGGGACUAGAAGUCUGAUGAUUUAAAAUAAAAAGAAAUAAAAGAAAUAAAAGAGCUUAGUUAAAUGAUACAAAGAUGGAAAGAAGCUAGUUAAGAAGGUAUUAUUGAGCUUCAUAAGCUAGUUUCUUAAUAAUAUCCAGAUAUGACUCUUAACCAAGUUGUUGAUAUGCUUAAAAUUGAUCCUCAUGUUGUAGGAUAUAAUCCUGUUGAUUAAGAUUUUACUAGUUGA